AUGUUUGUGUUGCAUUUUGCAGGAACAAAUCAGCAAUAUCCACCAACGUUUGCUGCAGCAGCAGCAGCAGCUGCUGCUGGUGGCGGAGGCGCAACAGCCAGUGGUUGGUCACAAUCUGAUAUUGGAACAAAUCAACAAUAUCCACCAACGUUUGCUGCAGCAGCAGCUGCAGCUGCUGCUGGUGGCGGAGGCGCAACAGCCAGUGGUUGGUCACAAUCUGAUAUUGGAUUUUAUUACAGUGCAGCAUCCAAGAAUUUUUCAGAGCAACAACGGGUAUGGGGAGCCAUGACGGGUCAGACACAAACGAAUCGCACUGCCACUACAGCAUUUUGUGGUGGCCUAAGCCAGAAUAAGCUAUGGCCAAACGAUGAGCAGCAACAGCAGCAGCAACAACAGGUUUGGAGUGGCGCUCAACGUCCUCCGGCAUUUCACACCGGCCCACCGCCACCAACUGCUGCAGCUGCUGCUGCCGCUUAUGCUGCUGCUGCUGCAGCCGCUGCUAAUGGUUUGCUUUUCGUUCAUAAUGGUGCUGGUCUAGUGAGUUUGUUUGCUAAAUACGCUACUUUUUGA
Gongylonema pulchrum is the source of this 570-nucleotide messenger RNA. NCBI's taxonomy places the organism in Eukaryota, Metazoa, Nematoda, Chromadorea, Rhabditida, Gongylonematidae. The record is from the annotation of a GenBank genome assembly.